GCGCCGGGGUGGAUUCCGCUCCUCAGGUACGCAGCACCGACACCCGCCUCCACAGCACACACACAUCCCCCACCACGAACCGUCUGUUUGUUGCUUGCUUCAGAAGUCUGCAGGUCGGUAUGUACGUCAUCACACUGCCCGACACGGGAGGCGGGCCGAUAGGUCCAGGGCCGCCGGGGAUGCCCGGAUCUCCCACGGCGGCGCAGAGGCAGCAGUCGGCACGAUUCUGCGCGACGGUGAUGCUGUUCAUUUGUAUCAUGCUUCUGAUGAGGAUACAGCACGACCACUAUGUCACAAUGAUUGAAAACAAGAAGAAAAUGCCCAGGAAGGUAGGAGAGAGGGAGAGGGAGAGGGAGAGGAAGAGUGUGUGUGCAUCCAUUUGUGUGUGUGUGUGUGUGUGUGUGGUGCAGCAUUAUCCGUUUGACCUUGAGAGCUUCACCAAGGACCCGCACACCAUCCUCGGCGCCAUCCACCUGUCGCCCUCUCCCCCCUCGCCCUCCUCCUUCUUCCACUUCCCGCUCAACGCCACCCUCCACACAAAGCAGCGGCAGCACACAGCCACCCUCAUCACCUCGCAGGUAGCUUCAGGCAGCCGCACAUCCGUCGACGAUUAGUCCAUCCAUGGACUGGAGGUGUGUGUGUGUUGGCUGUUGGCUCUUUUGGUGUGUGUGUGUGGCAGGCACACACGUCUUUCUUCAGCAACGCCGCCAAUCCCAAGCAGGAGCAGUCGACCUACUUCUUCUCGCCGGCGGACAAGGGCGGCAUGGACGACAUGAUCGCCCUGCAAGUCACCUACGAGAACGCCAUGUGUCAUGACACAACGACUGCUGAGGAGCGGGAGGGCGAGGGGGAGGCCGUGUGCUAUGUCGGCGUGCGGAGCGCCCCUGCUGACCAGUGCGACGCCUGCAAGAGCCAGAACCACAAUCACACAGACAAAGAGAAAGGGGCUAGUGGUAGUGGUAGUGGCCCGCCGCUGCGCUGCCUCUCCGUCGUGAGCGCCACAUCGUCUGUGAACGACCUGGCCGACGCCGGCCGGCAAUCGAACCACACCUUCUGUGGCAGCCCAAUAGACGGGCUGGUGGCCAUCGACGCGAGAAGGAGGCGGGUGUUCUUUGUGGCGCCACACAAAGGGGGCGGGCGGACGUCUUUCUGCGUGCGUGUGUACUCCAUGGAUGACGAUGGUGACAGAAGGGGGUCGGUCAGCGAUUGUCAUGUGUUGGACAUUCCUGAGCUGAGGACUCCCGUGCAGAGGGCGCCGGUCUAUGUGGGUUAUGUGGAUGGGGGGCGGGUUGGGGGAGGCGGUGGCGGUGGGGGUGGGGCGCUGUGUGUGUAUUACUAUGUCGAGGGGUCGGUCUUGGGCAAUGUGCUCGCUGUGGAUAUUCUCGAUGUCGACAACAACAUGGUAGACACAGACAGACGGAGGGAGGGAGUGCGAAUGCAUCGUCUCGCUUCUUUCAUUUCCUUCAGGUGCGUCGCGCGCCGACCAAGAAGUUCUACACGCUCACUUCUGGUGCGUCAGUCAGAGGCACCCAAACAAAACAAACGGGGUGGAUACGUGUGUGUGACUGUGUGGUGUGGUGUGGUGCAGGCUGGCUGCUGUCGAUACAAGAGCGGCGGAAGCAGACUGGCGUGCCCAUCCAGGAGAGGGGAUACAUCAUGUUACUCGGUGAGAGAGAGACACCACCCACACACCUCACACACAGACGCCGACCUGAGUGCGUGUGUGUGUGUAGGUGAGACUCCCCACCCCAACUUGCUUCAUGUGCUCGAUAUGGGAAAUCCUGACGGGGGGGUGGAUCUGCACGUGUGGGAUAACAAGGGGAACCACUACAGGCCGCCGUAGUCGAGACCCGCCCUUACGAUUCUAUCUAUUGUCGGCGACCUUCGUCCUGUGCUGCAGCACCACUUGAAUAGCACGCCUUAGCCACACAGACAGACAGACAGACAGAGAUCCAUGCCCAUGGAUGGGGCCCUGAGUGUUUGCGUGUACGGACGGCUGCUGACAGACAGACACACACACACACGCACACGUACACACACGGAGCGGACGACAGACACACGAC
This is a messenger RNA of Vitrella brassicaformis, 2063 nucleotides long. NCBI's taxonomy places the organism in Eukaryota, Vitrellaceae. The record is from the annotation of a GenBank genome assembly.